UUAUCUAAAGCCACCCUCUCUCUCUCUCUCUCUCUCUCACACCCACAAAGAGCUCAAAGACAACAGUCAAUCACAAAACAAAACAAGCCCCACAAUCAAAACUCUUUUUAGUCCUAAAGAAAAACAUCUCUCUCGAGAAACCAAAAAAUUGAUGAUGGAUCAGCUUUGAAACCCCAAAACACUUCCACUAUUAAAAUAAAAAUCCAACCCCUUUUAUUUUUAUUUUUUCUCAGAACACCCCACCAUAAUGGAACUUACAUAUUCUCAGAACAAUAAGCAAACCAACAAUAAUACCAAUUUGGUCUCUUUUGAUGGCACCACCACCACAUCUUCAGCUCCUUCUUCUACUAGCAACAACAACAAUAGCCCUUUUAAUAUAACCUCCAUAUCUCACCUUCACCGCCGUCUUCUUCAUCCUACUACUUCUUCAACAGCCACCGUUAUAACCACUGCAACGCCGCCUCUUUCUUCUUCUUCUUCUUCUUCCUCCUCUUCCACUACUAAGACUAACCCUGCUCAGCCGGUUGAUGCUUCACUAGCUAUUGCUACCAGAUCUAGCGCUUCCCUUAACAUCGAUGAUUCUACAAAGAAGAAUCAACCCAACUUGCCACCGUCGUCGAACCCACCGGCGAAACGGUCCACUAAAGACCGUCACACGAAGGUGGAUGGUCGGGGACGGCGUAUAAGAAUGCCUGCAGCUUGUGCAGCUAGGGUUUUUCAGUUGACUAGAGAGUUGGGUCAUAAAUCUGAUGGUGAAACGAUUGAAUGGCUUUUACAGCAGGCUGAGCCGGCGAUCAUUGCAGCCACCGGAACUGGUACUAUACCGGCCAAUUUUUCGACUCUUAACGUUUCGUUGAGAAGUAGUGGGUCUACGCUUUCAGCUCCACCGUCGAAAUCUGCUCCUCACUCGUUCCAUGGUGCUUUAGCUUUGGCUUCUCAUCAUCACCCAUAUGAAGAAGGGUUUGCUCAUAGCGCUUUGUUCGGUUUCCACCAUCAACAGCAACAGCUGUUAAGGGCAGGUCAAAUAGCUGAAACUUUACCUGCAGGUGGCAGUGGUAGCGGUGGUGGUGGGAAUUCAAGUGAGAACUAUAUGAGGAAGCGUUUUAGGGAGGACUUGUUCAAGGAUGAUAACCAACAACAAGGAGAAACCGGUGACGGCGGUGGAAGCGGAGACGGUGACAGUGGCGGUGAUGGAUCCUCCAUUAAGGCUUUUAAAACUGGCUUACCUCAAUUGCAUAAGCCAUCAAAUAUCUUACCUGCCACUGCCAUGUGGGCAGUGGCACCAGCUCCCAGCAGUACAACUGGAAGUACGUUUUGGAUGCUUCCGGUUACUACUACUGGUCCCUCAAUUCUAACAGCCGCAUCUGGAGCGGGUUCAUCCGAACCCCAGAUGUGGCCGUUCGGAACGGCGAGUGGCAACACAUUGCAAGCACCCUUACAUUUUGUACCAAGAUUUAACCUUCAAGGGGACCUAGAGUCCCAAGGUGGUAGAGCCAGCCCUCUGCAAUUAGGUUCCAUGUUAUUGCAACAACAACAUCAACCGUCUCAACACCUCGGGUUAGGGUUAUCGGAAUCUAAUUUAGGAAUGUUGGCCGCUCUUAACGCCUAUUCUAGAGGCGGUCCGAACAUUAAUUCCGACCAAAAUAAUCCCAUGGAGCAUCAUCAACAACAAGGUACAAAUAGUGGAGAUGAAAACCCAAAUAAUUCUCAAUGAUGUGGUUAGUAGGCAAAAACUUUAAUUCCCAUAGUUGAGAUGCUUUUGAAAUUUUUUCCCUUCAAGAAAAUACAUUUAGUUUUUAUAAAUAUGGGGAGAAAUUAAGGUUCUAAUUAGCUACUAUACCCUUCUUAGUUUUCUUUGUUUUGAUUUGGUUAAUUGAUGGUUUUCAUUCUUCUACCCUAUUCAA
Gossypium raimondii (Peruvian cotton) is the source of this 1904-nucleotide messenger RNA. RefSeq names its product transcription factor TCP8. The record is from RefSeq and is a predicted model, not a curated record. Gene Ontology annotation, molecular function: sequence-specific DNA binding; DNA-binding transcription factor activity. Lineage: Eukaryota; Viridiplantae; Streptophyta; Magnoliopsida; Malvales; Malvaceae. Bases 248 to 1714 code for a protein of 488 amino acids. The transcript has a single exon. Gene Ontology annotation, cellular component: nucleus.